Molecule: messenger RNA, 573 nt
Organism: Gongylonema pulchrum
Lineage: Eukaryota; Metazoa; Nematoda; Chromadorea; Rhabditida; Gongylonematidae
Source: the annotation of a GenBank genome assembly
AUGCCAACAGUUGCUGUCAAUACCGUUCUACAGGAAACGCGAAUUCUAGCUGGCGAUGAUCUUUAUGCAAGGAUUCUGUUGGAUUCUUCUGAUCCAGAUAUGCAGGUGAACGAAUUUUUCGCAGAGGUGGAAGGAACAGGACGCACUGGAUGGGUUAACAUACAUACCGAUAAAAUCUAUGAAAGAGAAAAGACUUAUCUAAAAGCCUACAUUCCACUGAUGGCGGCUGGCUCUAUUGUACCUGUGGGAAGGCGUCAAUUUCCGAUACGUAUUCCUAUUCCGGAGGAUGCGCCAAGCAGCUACGAAAGCGAGUUCGGCAGCAUCCGUUAUACGAUCAAAGUGGUACUGAAGACGAACUCCGACCAGUCAACAUGCACGGAAAUAUUUCCGUUCGCAGUGACCGCACGAUCAUUCUUCGAUAACAUACCGGUGAACAUUAUGAGAAAUAUAGAAUACAAGGAUGAAAUUGACUUCACUUGCUGCACGCUGCCCUUUGGCACCGUAUCGCUCAAGAUUCAUGUUCCAAGGACAGCUUUUCGCUUGGGCGAGUAUAAAUAUGAUUCCCACGCAUGA